CACAGCCCCUUUGAAGUACCCUUACAUGUCAAAGUCCUCCUGUGGCAAAUGAAGUUUGCCAGACAGCCCUGGAGAAGUGAAGUGCUUGAUCCUCUUUGCCAAUGGACAACGCAGCAUUUGAAAUUGCUGAAGAUGCAGCACAGAGUGCUAUACCCAUGGGGAAGAUGAGCACCAUCACUGGCACGGGAAAGAAGCAGCAGUGGUCAUUGAUGAGCAUUUUCCUGAUGUGUUUCUUGGCCUGCAUCAUUACCACCACAGUUGGAGUACUGAUUCUGUCCUUGGUUUUUGUUAACAACUCUCAGCGUCAUUCAGAUGCUCAUUUUGAACCUGAAGCCUGGCCUAUGCAAACAACAGCAGUUCCCACAGCACAGAAGACUGUUGAUCCAAAAUUUCAGUUUCUGAAUCAUUUACCUAAAUCUCAGGUGUUUGAGUUCCCUGGUGGUGCAAUCCAGUGGGCCCGGUACAGAAGCAAUGUCAAAGACUAUCUCACUGAUGAAGAAGAGGCCUUUGGUACCAGUUUGAACAGUCAGAGAUCACAAAUGACUCUGGGGACCCUGCGAAUAAAAAGCAAUGGCCUCCGGGCCCCUCACUGGCACUUCAAUGCCAAUGAACACGGCUAUCUUGCACAGGGCACAGCAUGGAUUGGGGUUGUUGAUGCUGGUGGUGAAGUGGUUACCACGUACAAUGUUACUGCUGGCCAGGUGAUCUUCUUCCCUAGAAACACACUACACUGGAUAAAGAAUGUGGGGAAUGAAGACUGCUUUUUCUUGCUCUUCUUUUCUACACAUGAUGAACUUCAGACCUUGGAUGUUGAUGAUGUCUUUUUUUCUACACCUGAAGAUAUUGCUUCCAGGUCACUUAAGCCUGAAGGUGGAAUUAAUUUCAUUAGAGCAUUCCACAAACAAGAAGAGGAUCAGGGGGUCAAUCUUCCUCCAAAUUUGGCAGAAUUGGUUAUGAAUGCUAGUUAUGUGCAGUCUCCAGACAGCCUUGUGUGGAGAUACUUUUUUGACCUUAAAGGUUCAAAAGAAUAUCAAUAUCCAGGAGGAGUAAUACAGUGGGCACAGUAUUGGAAAGAUGGAAGUGAACUAAGCAACAAUGAAAAGACAUUUAGUGAAUUUCUGAACCAGCAUCAAAAUGCCCUUUCUUUGAGCACACUCAGAGUUUAUAAUAAUGGAUUACGACAGCCACACUUCCACUUUAAUGCCAAUGAAAUGGGAUACGUAUUAAGUGGAUGUGGAAAGGUGGGCAUUAUCAAUACUCAGGGUGCCAUGGAGUUUAGCAUUCACAUUGGAGAUGUGGUGUUUUUCCCUGUGGGAACCCAGCAUUACAUUAAGAGCACAUGUGAUGAGGACUUGCUUUUCAUCCUUGCCUUCAGCACUGGAGACCAGCUACAAACCCUUGACAUGGACGAUUAUCUCCAGGCCACAGCAGACCACAUCCUGGCCCAGCUUUUCUUCAGGAAGCAAAGUGAGUUUAAGAAGAUCCCCAAAUUCAAGGAGGACCAGGCGAUCAACCUGCCUUAGAGUGCUGAUGAGCUCAGGUUUAUCCUUCCUGCUCCGUUGGCUAUUGCUGAUCUUAAAGAGGAAUCACUUGGCUAAUGAACUUGGAGCUGUGUAUGAAGUGAAAAUGAGACAGCAAAUACAAAGCAGCCCAGUGGGCUCCUUAAGCUGAGAGUGAAUGUAGGCCAUUCAUGCUCAGGGACUAUUUCAGUGUCUUUGUGUUGAUAGUGGAUCUGCAGGGAGACCUAAUAAGUUAAAUGAAUAUAUUUUUGUAUGGAUUUUAAAUAUAUGUGUUUAUGUUCAUUUUCCUUUUGUUAUGUCAAAUUCAUUACUACAGAAGUAAACCUAGUCUUCCUAUGCAUAUCAAUAACACUUGCAAAUUUUUAUUGCAUUCAUCACUGUGAAAGGAAGUAAGGAGGUCAGCCUGUGUGUAUAUAUAUCGAGGCACUGGAAUUCACGUGUGUCAAACACUGUCUGAAGAAGUCAGUUCAGAAUCAUAGUUGGCAAUCCCAGCCCUUUGGUUGGCAGGAGAUACUUUCUAUGAUGCCACCACCUUCUAGGAGUAUUCAUAGCAGUAGCUGUAUACUUAUCAUAUAUUAGCCAAGAAAUAUUUAGUGAUAAGCUAGUGAUGGAUUCAGUACUAUCUUUGAAUGUGUUUGGAUUUUAUCAGUCACCUGGUCAUCUUUUUACAUUUGAGGAAUAGUCAUCAUUUUGCCUGAGAAGCGUAUGUAUUAGUGUUGGUAAUGGGACUGCGCCCACGCGAGGCGGCUCGGGCAUGAGCGCGGCGUGUCUCGGGAGAUGUGGCGAACGCUGCGACUCUGCCGCUUCCACUCUGCCAUGCUGCAGGGCAGGGAGAAGGCCUGGCCGCCCCCCGCUGCCCACUUCCAGAAAAGCUGCAGGAGCCCCCCUGCAAGGGCCCUGCGGC
Lepus europaeus (European hare) is the source of this 2424-nucleotide messenger RNA. RefSeq lists its product as uncharacterized. The record is from RefSeq and is a predicted model, not a curated record. Gene Ontology annotation, biological process: activation of protein kinase B activity. Lineage: Eukaryota; Metazoa; Chordata; Mammalia; Lagomorpha; Leporidae. Bases 102 to 1523 code for a protein of 473 amino acids. The transcript has 10 exons. Gene Ontology annotation, cellular component: Golgi apparatus; plasma membrane.